Apaloderma vittatum (bar-tailed trogon) is the source of this 1194-nucleotide messenger RNA. It is a transcript of the gene TRMT11, whose product is annotated as tRNA methyltransferase 11 homolog (S. cerevisiae). Gene Ontology annotation, biological process: methylation. NCBI's taxonomy places the organism in Eukaryota, Metazoa, Chordata, Aves, Trogoniformes, Trogonidae. Gene Ontology annotation, cellular component: cytoplasm. The record is from RefSeq and is a predicted model, not a curated record. The annotation marks the transcript as partial. The transcript has 12 exons. Gene Ontology annotation, molecular function: nucleic acid binding.
AUGGAAAUAAAGGGGGAAAUAACGUCUUUACUCUCACUUUAUGGUGGACAAUUCAGCAGUGAACAGGAAAUUCGUGUAAAUUCUCCAUUUUGGAUUCUCAAUAUUCCUUCAGAAGAGAUGGCAAGGGGACUGAUGAAACGGACAGUGUGUGCAAAGUCUAUAUUUGAACUGUGGGGUCAUGGAAGGUCUGCGGGGGAGCUUUAUGCAUCUUUGAAGAAUUAUCCAAUGGACAAGAUGCUUCCAUAUCUACAGUCAGACUCUACUUACAAAAUACAUACUCAUACAUUUAAUAAAACACUGACCCAAGCACAGAAAAUAAAAAAGAUAGAUGCCCUUGAAUUUCUGCCCUUCAAAGGAAAAGUAAAUUUAAAGAAUCCAGAACACAUCUUCUGGAUUUUGGAAGAUUAUGGAAUGGACCCUAAUAAUGUUCCAGAAGAGCCCUUUCAUCUGUAUUUUGGUAGAUGGAUUGCAGAUGGCCAAAGAGAACUUAUUGAGUCCUACAGUGUAAAAAAAAGACACUUUAUUGGAAAUACUAGCAUGGAUGCCUGCCUGUCUUUCAUUAUGGCAAACCAUGGGAAAGUAAAACCCAAUGAUGUUGUAUACGAUCCAUUUGUUGGAACAGGUGGCCUUCUAAUCUCCUCAGCACACUUUGGAGCAUAUGUGUGUGGUACUGAUAUAGAUUAUAACACAAUCCAUGGAUUAGGCAAGGCAAGCAGAAAGAACCAGAAAUGGAGAGGGCCAGAUGAAAAUAUUCGAGCUAAUCUCCGACAGUAUGGUUUAGAGAAAUAUUACCUUGAUGCGCUAGUUUCUGAUUCUUCAAGACCAAUAUGGCGAAAAGGGAUGCUGUUUGAUGUAAUCAUUACAGAUCCACCGUAUGGUAUCAGAGAAGCUACACGCAGAACAGGUUCGCAAAAGGAAGCAGUUAAGUCAGCUGAAAGAAGCACAGAAAAUCACAUCUUCGUUUCAUCCAGUUAUCAUCUAAGUGACAUCUUUUUUGACCUACUGAAGUUCGCUGCAGAAUAUCUGGUGAUGGGAGGAAGAUUAGUUUACUGGCUGCCAAUAUACAGGCCUGAAUAUACAGAAGAGAUCAUUCCUCGCCACCCGUGCCUGAAACUUAUUAGCAACUGUGAGCAGAUGCUUUCCAGCCACACCUCAAGGCGCCUGAUAACCAUGGAAAAGGUGAAAGAAUUCAAG